This is a messenger RNA of Paramuricea clavata, 876 nucleotides long. NCBI's taxonomy places the organism in Eukaryota, Metazoa, Cnidaria, Anthozoa, Malacalcyonacea, Plexauridae. The record is from the annotation of a GenBank genome assembly.
GGUUGGCCAUCUAACAGGUCAGACGCACCAUUAGAGACUUGCCCUUACUGGAGCUAUGGCGAUGAACUGAGUUGUUAUGACGGUCUCAUUUUUCGAGGAGAACAAUUAAUCAUUCCAGCCAGCGAAAGGGCGAUCACAUUAGAGAAACUUCACCAAGCACAUCUUGGCAUAGAACUAACAUUACGUAAGGCCAGAGAUGUUAUAUUCUGGCCAGGUAUGAAUAAGCAAAUAACAGAAAUGGUUUCCAAAUGCUCACUCUGUUUGGAGCACAGAAACAGCCAAUGUAAAGAGCCUAUGUUACCUCAUGAAAUACCGGACAGACCUUGGUCAAAAGUAGGCGCGGAUUUGUUUGAGUUGUACAAAGAAAACUACCUUCUAUUAGUGGGCUACUAUUCAAACUUUUUUGAGGUAAUGAAGCUAACGAGUACGAAAACACCAACUAUAAUUAAGCAUUGUAAAACCAUCUUUGCAAGACACAGCAUUCCAGAUGUUUUAAUCUCGGACAAUGGACCCCAAUUCGACAAUGCAGAAUUCAAGCAAUUUGCAAAAGAAUGGAUUUUCACACACAAGACAUCGAGUCCACAUUACCCCGAAGAGCAACGGUCUUGCCGAACGCACAAUCCAGACCUUAAAGAAAGUCCUAAAGAAGGCACGCAAGGAAGGAACAGAUCCCAAUUUGGCAAUCCUCGAGCUUCGCAAUACACCGAAAAACAACGACCUUGGUUCACCAGCUCAACGACUUUUAGUCGUAGAACAAAAUCCUUGUUGCCAGUCAGCGACCAGCUUCUGAAGCCAAAAGUAGUUGAAAAUGUUACAACGAAUCUUAAGAAGGAACGAGAUAGACAAAAGAGAUACUAUGACCAGCACACCGCAUAG